Messenger RNA from Chara braunii, 328 nucleotides. The record is from the annotation of a GenBank genome assembly. NCBI's taxonomy places the organism in Eukaryota, Viridiplantae, Streptophyta, Charophyceae, Charales, Characeae.
AGACCAACUCCUGCGUGACGCGGUCGAGAUGGUCCCACCCCGCUUGUGCGGUGUCGGACCGAUGCGCUCGACAACGGAGAAGGAAGAGGAGGAGGAGAAGAUACAUAUGGUGGAGGAGAAAGAGGAAGAGGAGGAGGAGGAGGAGGAGAAGAAGAAGAAGAAGAAGAAGGAGAAGAAAAAGAGGAAGGAGGAGGAGGAGAAGAAGAAGGAGAAAAAAAAGAGGAAGAAGGCGGCGAGGGAGGAGUGGUAGGCGCGUAGGUUAGGGGCAUGGGGCAUGAGGCAUGUUUUUGGUUUUGUUUUUAACUUUAAAUCAAUCAAUCAAUCAAUC